CGCUCUUCUCUCUCUCUCUCUCCCCCAUCUCUCUCCUUCCUGCAGAUUUCUCGUCUCGUUCCACAAUCUGCUUUCUUCCUUCCUUUCUUUCUGUGGCCGUGGCUUUCAUUUCUCUCUCCUUCUCCUCCCAAAUCGAUUGAAAUCCUCUUUCUCUGCCACACUUUCGUCUUCUAGUUGUGUUUUCGUCAAUCUCUGUGUGUUUUGGGCGCACAACAAUGGUAGAUCUUCAAACUGUUUGCUGCAUGUGCGGUGACGUCGGCUUCCCUGACAAGCUUUUCCGAUGCAGAAAAUGCCGACAUCGCUUUCAACACUCGUAUUGUAGUAACUACUACGGCGAUUUACCUGAGAUCGAACUGUGCGAUUGGUGCCAGAGCGAGGAGAAGAACACCAGACAUAGUAAGAAGCCGGCGGCCGCCGCCGCCGCCGCCGGGAGCAUCGAUGUUGGUUCCACCAACCGGUCGGAAUAUUCCGGCAGCGAGAGAAUCAAGCAGCAGCAUCAUGAUCGCGAAGAGGGCGGAUGCUCCGAUAAAGGCAAGAGCCCGACUCCAUCGCCCCGACCCACCACCCGCAGGUACAAGCUUCUCAAGGAUGUUAUGUGUUAGAAAAAGAUCAGGGAGAAAGAUGAAAACUGAAAGGAACCAAAAUCAAGGAGAUGAAGAAGAAGAAAACUAAUAUAUAGGCGACUUUUUAAUCUCUGCAAAUGUGAUGUUUAGCUUUGUUAAUAUAGUUAGCUUAAUUACCAAGAGUGUGUCUGUGUGUGUGUGUGUGUAUUAUGAAUGUUAUUAGUUACUUGUCUUUGUUUUUGAGUGGCUUUAUCAGUAAUAAAAAACUGUGACUUUUUUCCA
Molecule: messenger RNA, 845 nt
Organism: Prosopis cineraria
Lineage: Eukaryota; Viridiplantae; Streptophyta; Magnoliopsida; Fabales; Fabaceae
Exons: 2
Coding region: 216-602 (128 amino acids)
Source: RefSeq, a predicted model, not a curated record